CCCUUCAGCACUGAUCCUCCGAUAGUGUGGUUCGCCCUCAUUACUGAACCUCUGACCACACGGCAGUUCUUCCUAAUACUGGAGGAUCUCAACCUGAGCUUUGAGGUCAAGUCUCAACCUGGCUGUAAUCUGAUGCAGGAGGAGCAAAAGAGAGAAAGAGCAAAAUCAAAAGAGAACAGGAGACAAAGCAAGUUGGACACAGUGAGGAACUGAAGAUGGGAAGAAUGGCUGUGGUAUUGAUAACUCUCAGAUUGCUGUCAGAUGUGGCGACAGAAGAAUGGACAAUGACAACUUCAGAUCGAAAGGCCAUCAGUGGGUCAUGUGUGGUUAUACCUUGUAUAUUUGACUUUCCGUCCCACACUUACAAGGCCGUGCACGGAGCUUGGUUUAAGUACUGGUACUCAUGGAAAUACACUAUCGCCUACAGCAAAGAUCCCAAUUAUAGGAUGUCCACCUUUGUUGGACGCACAGAUAUAAUUGGGGACUUGGAGCAAAAGGAUUGCUCCUUGAAGAUUGAUAACCUCAGACCUGAAGACAGUGACAACUAUUACUUUUAUGUGGAUGUGGAGGGGUUUGAUGAUCACACCUUCACAAAACCAAUCCAGCUACAGGUUCUAGAUGUUCCUGACCGUCCCAAGAUGUUACUCCCAGGGGAUAUACAGGAAGGGACACUGGCACACAUCAUCUGCAAAGCCCUCCACACGUGCCCUGAUAACCCUCCCAAACUGACCUGGAGUCAACUGCUGUCUUCCUCAGUGAGUGACACCAUAGAGAGCGUGGACGAGAUUUCCACAGUGCUGACUUUUAACCCUUCAUACAGGCAUCACAAUCAAAUUGUCCACUGUACAUGUGUCUACCCUCAAACGAACCAUCGAGUGUUCAACUCGGUCACCUUGAGUGUGAAAUAUUCUCCUCGCAAUACGUCUGUCAGAAUGACAACAGGAAAAGGAAAGACCAUUUCUUUAAGUUGUUCUAGUGAUGGGAAUCCAGCUGUCCACAGAUUCAACUGGUUCAAGAUUUCCGAAGGGAAUGUUUCCAAUCUGACAUUAUCUGGUCAAACUAUCACUGUUCCUUAUGGAUUGGAGGUGGAAAUCUCGUACUACUGUGUUGCAACAAACAGCCUGGGCAGCUCACAGUCUCUCCCUGUUCAAAUUCCCACAGAAUAUGGUGCUGUCAUAUUGCCAGAGUCAAAGUGUACCCAGUAUCAAACCUACAUCAUCUGCCUCUGUCUGGUCCAGACCAACUCCACUGUUAAUGUCACAUGGGCUCUUCCGGAUGGAAGCAUUGGUGAGACGGGAUCAGAUGGAAUCUAUGAAGCACAGUCAGUCACAAACAGCUCCUUGAUGACCAACACUCUCACCAUCAGAGGUGGCAAACUGUUUGAUGGGAUAAACUGCACCAUAGCAGAUGAUGAAGGGGGAAGACCCUUACAGAGGCUUUUGGAAAUCCAGUCUGAUGGCAGGUCAGUGGGAAUGAGAUGGGAACUGAUACAGAAAUACGGACUGGUGGCUGCCGGAGGCGCUGUUCUGCUCAUCACCUCACCACUUCUGAUUUACUUCAUUGUCAAGGCCAGAAAGAGAAGAGACAAGCCACAAGGAAAUGAAAUCAAACAAACACAGAAGGCAAACUCAACGACAAAGUCUGAGCUGACGUCAGUGAGGCCAAAGCAAACGGAGAAAUGUGUCGAAGCAUUUGUCACGCGAGCCAAAGUGAACCAGAGGAAAGAUGACGAAGGGCUAGAAAUGAAAUCUAACUUUCACCCGAAUUCAAACUUAGAAGGUAACCUGUAUGAAAACUACCAGUGGGACCAGGAUCUUGUGUACACAAACAUAUAAACAGAACUGGGGAAAGGGACAUGUGCUCGUCGAGAAGGCAGAAUCAGAAAUUCCUGUAAUUAUUACAGCAUCAAUUAAAGCUAU
Molecule: messenger RNA, 1919 nt
Organism: Hemiscyllium ocellatum (epaulette shark)
Lineage: Eukaryota; Metazoa; Chordata; Chondrichthyes; Orectolobiformes; Hemiscylliidae
Product: Schwann cell myelin protein-like
Exons: 9
Coding region: 216-1835 (539 amino acids)
Source: RefSeq, a predicted model, not a curated record